This is a messenger RNA of Dictyostelium discoideum AX4, 3129 nucleotides long. RefSeq lists its product as hypothetical. Bases 1 to 3129 code for a protein of 1042 amino acids. The transcript has a single exon. The record is from RefSeq and is a predicted model, not a curated record. NCBI's taxonomy places the organism in Eukaryota, Evosea, Eumycetozoa, Dictyosteliales, Dictyosteliaceae.
AUGAAUAAUGAAUAUAAUGAAUAUAGUGAAAAAUUAUUUUGGAAAGUUUUUAAAAAUAUAUAUUUAUUAAAUUGUAUAUUUGAUAAUAAAUGUUGUUACAAAAGUAAAAAAUUUAAAACAAUCACAUCAAUAGAUUCAAUGUUAAAACAUAAACAAUAUCAAAUUUUGAUAUGUAAAUUAAAAGCAAAUGAAAAUUUGAAUUUUAAGAGUACAUAUAGAAUUAUUGAAAAAAUUUAUGAAAUAAAAGAUAUAGAAUUAUUCAAAGAGAUAAAUUCAUUAUUACUCACCAAUGGUUAUCAAGAAGAUGUUAAAAUUUUAUUUGAUAGUGACUGGGAUAUAAAAUCAGCAGAUUUAUUCGAUCUUCAUUUAAAAUAUCACCCAAAAGAAUUACAAACCUAUAUUACAACAUCUAUAGACUCAAUCAUCCUAUAUAAUAAUCCAAAAUUGAUAAUAAUGGUUUUAAAAAUUUUAGAACAGUAUAUCAAUGAUAGUAAACCAUUUACUUUAACAGAAAUUGAAAGAAGUUAUUUCAUUGGGGAAUAUUCAGAAAUUGGUAAACAUAGAGAUCAGGAAAUUAUUGAAGAAUGGAUUAAAAUGAUAUCGAAUAUUCCAAUAUCAUCAACAUCAAUAUUAGGUACCAGAGAAUAUAAAGUAAUUAGAGGUAUGGAUCUGCGUUGGUAUUCAAAAUAUCAAAAAUUACUACCUAUGGGGCAUAGUAUCAAAACAUCAUUUGAUUCAAAGGAGAAUCAACGAUUGGAUAUAUUUAAAAAUUUUGGGCAACAUGGUGUUAAUCUCUCCACCAAAAGUAAAAGUGCAAGUUUAGUUUCAAAUUUUUGCUAUGGCUUUGAUAAAAGUAUUAAAGAGCACAUAGAAGAUGUCAAAGGAGAAUUAGGGUGUAUAUCUACAUCUAUCGAUUCAGUUUUAUUGUAUUUUGAAUUUUAUUAUUGCAACUAUCAUGUUAAUAGUAAAUCAAAAAGUAUACCAACAUCGAUUCAAACUCAAAUUGAUAUAAUAAUUCAAAAUAAUAAACCAUAUCAAACAAUUAAACAAUUGUUUCAACUAUUGGUUAAUGAAACCAAAUCAAUUGUUUUAUAUGCCCGUUAUUUAAAAGAAUAUAAUGAACUAAUCGAAACCAUUGAAACAUGCCGUCAAAUUCAAUUAUUGUUAAUGUAUUUCAUGACAAAAACCUAUAAUACCAAUGUAUUAAUGUUUCUAUUGAAAAAAGAUUUACAUAUCAAAUUAACUUCGAACUAUUGCGAACCAUAUCUUGAUAUUUUAUUCGGAUGUAAUCAAAUCGAUAAAACCAAUAUUAUUAUAUUCUACAACACCUAUAAAUCACAAAAAUCAAUCAUUGCGGAAGAUAUUGAUAAAAAACCACUGGAUGAUUUAAUAUCAACAAAGGAUCUUGUUGAUUUUGGUAAUAAACAAUUGCAUUCAAUUUUAGGUAAUGAAUCAUCAUCGAAAUGGAAAGAAAUUGCAUCAAAUCUAAUUGAUAAUGAUAAGAUUGUUACAAUUAAAGAUAAAGAAACAAUCGAUUGGUUAUCAGAUAUAGAAACAGGUGGUUGUAGUAUUUUAAAUAUAAGAGAUACUUUACAUUCAAAAUUAAAACAAAUGAAACUUGAUUUUAGUACAUCGGAAUUAUUAGAAUAUGCAAGAAUCAAAUUUAAACAAGUAAUUCCAAUUUUAGAUUCAAAUAAAAAGUUGCCUAGUAUCCACAUUUUACGUACUCAUGAUGAUAUUGUAUCAUUAAUCAAUCGUUUAAAUGAAUCAAACUUUAUUGAUAAUGAAAAUUUAUUUAAAUAUUAUAUGAUUCAACUAAUUCAAUUUGGUUCAAGAAACUCAAAUAAAUACCAAAGAUCAAUUUGUGAUAACGUUGGCGAGAUUGAUUUAGUUUUAGAAACCAUGGUUGAACAUUUUAAUAUUGAAGAAUACUCCCAGGGAGCAUACAUUCAGGUUCACGACGAUUUUAACAAAUACAAAAUACCAACUCAACAAAUAAUCAAUCUCUCUAAAAUUAAAGUCAAUGUCAAUCACUUUCCAAAUGCAACAUCUUAUUUACUUCAAACUUUUAUCAAACUUUUAAAUUUUGAUGGUACUAAAUUUCUUCUUGAUAAUUCAAAUGGUAAAAAAUUAUUAUUUAAUGAAAAAGCAUUCAAAGAUCGUUUUCACAAUAGGAUCUAUAUAUCCAAAUACUCAUAUAAAGGUUUAAUAGAUUUUAUUCAAUAUUUAAUUGAUAAAUUCUUAGAAGGUCCAUUAUCAUUUACAAAUUUAUUAUUGAUACUGAAUUUCUUAUAUUUAAAGUUAAUAAGAGUCAAUAAUUUAACAAUUGAUCAAAUUAAAACAGCAUAUCAAUUAAUAUCAAACUAUAUUGAAAUAAAUCGUUCAAAACUCACAUCAUACUAUUAUUUAAAAACAUUAUCACCAAUUAUUGCAUCAUGUAUUACCGUUUGUGAAGAUCCUACAGGUGAAUAUCCUACAAGUGGUUCUAAAAGAGAACGACCAUUCUUAAAUUAUGAUAUAGAUACAUCAGUAUAUACAUUUGAAUAUAUAUUUUCAAAUAGAACCAAUGACGAUUUGAACAAAUUUAUCGAUUCAACAAUCAUGGAUAUUGUAAAAGAUAGUUAUAAUGUGGGAAUGUUUUCUAAAAUGUUAGAUAAUAAUAAUCCAAGAAUUACUUUAUUUUUACAUUAUCUUGAAAUGGAAUUGGAAAAAAGAAAGACAAACCAAAUCAAAGAACCAUUUUUAAAUUAUCAAAUAUUCAAAUUAAUAAUUAAAACAUUUGAUAUAGAAUCAUUUAUUAAAUUUGAUAAUUUAUUACAACAAAAUGAAUUCCAUAUAAUAAGAGAAAACCAUAAUGUUGUUAAUGGUGAACAAGAGAAUGCAAAUGAUUCAAGAGAUGGUGAACAAAAUGAUAUAAGUGAUCAUGGUGAACAUGAAAAUUUAACAAUCAAAGAAUUAUUUUGUAAUGGAGAAAAACCAUUAUUAUCAUCUAAUAUGGUUGAAUGGUUAGGUGAAAUUAUAAUUCACAAAGAUUAUUCAGAUUAUAAGGAUAUUAUAAAUUACUUAUUCAAAAAAUAUGAACAUCAAUUGGGGACCACACAACUUUUAAUUAAAAUCUGUACACAUUAA